AUGGAUGUGGCGUGGAAAGGAGGGGGCGUUGCACACUACUGUCUCUAUGUACACAGACACACACACACACACAGCGAGCAUCCCACAUCCUGGUACUUUUCAGCGUUGUCAAGGCAGCCUGAGCACGACUGGCGGAAAGUAGCUGCAGUGUCCUGGCAGAAUAUCUGUGCAAAACCGCCCCCAAAGUGUCCCGGAAAGUUAAGUGCCGCUAAAAGGUAACGGACGUGCAUGUUUUCUGUCGCUCGUGCUUCCGGGCGCGCGGCUUUGCGGCUCGAAUCUGCGCCUGUCCUCGCGGCUUUCACGCGCAGACAGGCGCCAGUCCGCGAGGACCAGAGCAGGAAAAUGUUGUCCAUUGUGCCGCUGAGAGACACAACGAUCCAGGCACCAUUUCCGCUCUAGUGCGACCGCUUUUCCACGGCCGCUCUGCGUGUUUUGCUGUAGGUUGUUCGGCUGAGUGGCCUGGUGGCGUUUGACUGAAACACACUGAGAAUAAAGAAAAAUGGCAGAUAUACUUUGUGAUAGAGAGAGACAGCUUUAAAGGGACAGCGACACGCUGUUUUCUUCCUGCUUUCUGGAGCCGAAGCACUCCCACACACGACGACAAUUUCAUUUAUUUCAUAGUUAUCGCCUGAAAUCUUACACUGAAACUCGCGUUUCACGCGGGAAUCUGCACAGAUGUUGUGACAGAUGAGGUGGGCGUCGUGCACGAAUUUAUUGUCUCCUGACUGGUGCACGAAAUCCUGCUGGAGUGAGUGCUACAGAUCUUAGAGUACGUCAGUGCUCCACUGAGACCACCUUACUCCGUGUACUCUGUGUACUUUCAUCAUGAGGCACACACAUGAUAUCUGCACUCCAAUGUGAUGUCGGAGAGCAUAAGAGGUGCUCAGAAACACGAUGAUGCUGAUGAUGACAGUUAGGAUCCUGGACUGAGGGGCUACCAAGGCCAAUCACUGCUGUUGGAUGAGAACCGAUGGGCUGUCUAACCUGGCAACAGCAUGCCGACUGCAAAAGGUAAAGGUGGCUCGACGUCCCACCGUUACCGGCCGGCCUCGGAGUACGAUGAUGCCACGCUCGCCCUAAAGCGAGAGUACUGGAGAAACAAGAAGCGAGAGCAGCGGGCCCGUCUGUCAGAGGAGAGGGAAAGGCACAAACACAGCAGCAGCAGCCAGGGAGGAAAGCAGCUAAAUGCCCCUGCGGAUGAGGCUUCCACUCUGGCCCAGUCAUCAGGUGCUUUGUCACCUCCUCUGCAGAGUAAUGAUAAUUCAUACAAUUCUGUGUCAAAGCACGGAAAUGCUCUGGGGGAGGGGUCACGUGAAACCACUGACAGCCAAAAGGAGAAGUGGCUCCAGACAGUAAAGCUCAACAAGCGUCUGCCUCAGUUGCCAGCGUCCUGUUCUAUCUCUGCCAAAUCAGCCAGCGGCAACGCAGCCGCAGGUAAACGUCAGACAGCAACCGUUUCCUCACCCGUGUCCAGUGGGACUCAGCUGAACACCGUAUCCUCAGUGCCUCCAGUCAGAGUGACCAGAAUAACCAAUGGCAGCUCCAGUAAAACAGCACCUCAGCCAUGUGUGUCUAUGCAGGGUGCGUCAGUCCCCAGAAACCAACAUAAGGCACAGGUUGUAUUACCCACUCAGCCCAAAGUCUUACCCACGGGUCUCGUUCUCGUGUCCUCUCCGUGCGGCCCCACUUCCACUAAAGCAGAGAGCAAAACAGCCAUCUCAACACCUCAGAGUGGAACAAAGCGUGCCUUGGUCACCACACAGAGGGCUAAAGGUGUCGGUGAUGCACGAGCUUCUCUGGAGUCCGACGAGGAAAGAGCGGCCAAGCGUCGGGAACAGUGGCGGAUCAAAAAGCGAGAGCAGCGAGCGAAGCUUGCAGCUAGGUUAGCUAAAGCCAGAGAGAGGACACAGGGUGCAGAGAUGACGUUUCAGAGGCUAACGGCACCAAAAACCAGACACGUGGGAAGCAUAGUUCUUCCAUCAGAGUCACUUUUGAGAGGAGCAAGCCAGAAGCAGUGUCAUACACGGGUCAAAACACCAUUUACAUCAGCCAAAAGUGAAAACAAUAAGCUGCAAAGUGGGACAGCAACUGUAGUUGUGACUGCUCUGCAAACAUCUGAUGUUCCAUCUGUGAAAAAACCAGUAGACUCUCAGGGAAAGGUUCCAAGUUAUCAUCUUGGCGGUGUUACCCGGGGUAUCGCGAGAUAUAAAACGCCUAGACAAAGGUUCAUCGAAGCACAGAGAAACUUAAUGAACCAUAGAAGUCUACGGUGUAAAUCCCCAAUGCUGCCCUCAGCUUUUGGUAGCAGAAGCAUGCCCAAAAUCAACCCUGACGACACGCCCGAGCAGAUAAUAGCUAAACGGAGAGAGUACUGGCGGCUCAAAAAGCGCGAGCAGCGAGCUAAGCUGUCCAUGGAGGUAAAGGUUCGGUUGAAAGAGAGAGAUUCUUUGAUGAGGAGGGUGAAACGUUACCAGAAGAUCCUCGAGGAGAUGAGGAAGACUCGAGUGCUGGCGCAGUCAACCGGAAGUGCCCUCGCGCACAGCCCGGAGACCAUCGGAGGAUUCAUCAAAGAGGACGGCACGCUGACUGCUAACAUCCCUCACAGUUCUGCAGAUCACAGCGUAGCAGAAGACAAAAGCCAAGCAGAGCUUUGUGUAGUUUCUACAAACACUCCUUUGGCACAACAACAGUGUGAGCCUGACGCUAAACUGAGAAGCGUUGCUCCCAUCAGGAUACACCCGGCUCCCCCUCCUCUUUGCUUAGCUCAGGUGAAAGUCUCUGCUCCUGGACAGCUCGCCAACAAACUGCCGCGACUGCUCGCAGUUAGACCGCAGGCUCACCUCAAAAGCACAACCGUUCCUAAUUUGCACUCGUCAGCUAUCCAAACUGUGGGCCAGCUCACACUUACUCAUCCACAGAGCCCUCAAAAUUCAGCAGGUUCAAACGUUAGCAGCUGUGUUAUGAAAAUGACCAUCUCGAGCAGAGCGCCGUCGCUGUCAGCCUUGUUUCUGGACGCGGGGCUGACGGAGGAGGAGAGGAUGGCAAAGAAGAGGGAGUAUUGGAGGAUAAAGAAGCGUGAGCAGAGAGCAGCUCGCGCUGUCCGAUUGAGACAGGGUGUUUUACAUGCUCGGGCCGGUGCAGCCUUACACAGGAGGAAGCCUCAGAAGCAGGGGCCGCUGAUCACUGUGCCUCAGAGUAGAAAUCUCGCCGACACUACAGCAAACGCACCUCCUCUUUCCAACAGCAGCGUGCUCUUUCUGCCUCGUGCAAACGAAAUGAAACAGGAGAGUGACUCCAUGCCAGCAGCUGACCUAAAUUCUCCACCAGAACAAGCCAUCUGUCCAGAUAUCAAACCCCCUACUUCCCCACCUCCAGCACCCCAGCUGGAGUCUGACCCAUGUCUGAGCGCAGACAGCCAAACUGCCACUCUGCUAGCUGUGGCCUCCAUGAAGAAGCUCCUGGAAGAAUCUCUUAGCACGGUGACAGAAUGUAAAAGCGAGCAGAACUCUAUUAAAAUGGAGACAAUAGAAGAGGUUUCACAGCAAGACAUGAAGCCAAAUUUAUCUCAGCUGUCCUUUGAAAGGGAUGACACGGCUCCGAUUGCUGCUGACCUCACUUUGCAGAUAAAAAGCUGGGAGCUCGACAGCAAGGUCUCUGCAAAGGCCAGUUUACAAAGCCCUCAACUCAAGAACCCAUCGCAGGUGAGUGAGACAGUUCCACCUCUUCCUGCUUCCAGUGAUGUAGGUGUGCAUCACACCAGCGAGCACUCGUCCCAGACCCCUUUGAACUACAUAGUAAACACCUCCAUGGAAGCACCACGCAGAACCCAGAGACUUUGCGCUAAAAAAGCCGGCUAUAAAACCUGCUGCUCUCCAGAGCCACCGAAGCUGCAUCACAUCACAGCCGUGACGCUGGAUGACCUGCAACCACAGCAGCAGGAACAGCAUCAGGCGCAAGAGCAGAACAUCUGCCCCGAAUCGAAGCGGAGGUACAACAGCGUGGUGACGGAGCAGAGCGGCUUGACCAGCUUGCAGAGGAAGAGGGAGUACUGGAAGCUGAUGAAGAGGCAGCAGAGGGCCAAGUUAAAGGCCAGGCAGAGAGACGGCGAGGGGGAGUGCAGCAGCGGGCUCUUCCCCAGAAGCAUUCAGACCCCGGGGCUCGUUAUUAUCAACAGUCUUAAAGGGGCGAGUCCUCCAGCAAAACGAGCCCUCCAGCCCAAACCGCCUGUCUCUCCUCUGGACUCGGUGACCAGCAUCCCUACCGUUCUGGUUGUUAGCCAAACAACAUCUAAUGCUCAACAGUCAGCGUGCACGCUCCAGGUCAGACUGCCUAUCACCAGCAAUGAGUACAGCAGCGUCAAUCUUGGGCCUUCACAUGCUGUAUCCAGCUGUGCAGGAGUUUCUGAAUCUCUACAGCUUUCACGAGCAUCUAGAAGCACUGAUGUAGACUCAGCUCCCGCCCUCCCCGCUGUGAAGCCACCAGACAAACCGCUGUCCAGUACUGACAUGCACCUCGUUGAACCCCUUGGUCAAAGUCCGUUAAAAAUCCCCUCUGCUCACCUUCAGAGUCCCCCACACAAGAAACAAUCCUCCACCCAGCUGGCACCGGUGAGCACCAUGGUUCCUCCAAAGCCCAUCCCGGGGGAAAGUGAGCAGGACUUUCUGAGGAGGAAGCGGGAGUACUGGAGGAUAAAAAAGAAGGAGCAGAGAGCCAGGAAGGCAGUUCGGGAGAAGGGAAUCACCCAAAGCUUCAACAGCUGGAAGACUAGGCUGCCUCCCCGGGGUCUACAGACAGAGGCACCUGGUCAGUGGGUGAACUCUUCUGAGGAGUCAGAACAUCUAAUGAGCUCUUCAGUGGACUCGGCACCCUUCACAUACUCUGAUUACACAGCCCCAAUCGAAGAUGAGUCAGAGCUGCUGUUUGCUGAAAGUGAGGAGGAUUCUGUUUCCGAUGCUGUGUGGAGGAGCCGCUACCUCAUGGACUAUGACCCACUCAACCAGCUGCUGGUGUGCAUGGUGUGUGGGGAACUGCAAUAUUCCCACAGCCUAGAGGGAGUGAAGGCCCACAUUGACGAGGCCCACCCGCACACCCUAACCUUGGAGCCCGGCGAGAAAGAGCAAAUACGGGAGGCCUGGGAUGAGCAGGUGUCCCGGCGGGAACGCUUCUUCAGCAGCCAGCUGCAGCAGCACAGCAGACCUGUGGCAGAACCACACAAGAACUGAAGAGACGGCUGCAGGAGGCAACUGAAGCCCGUGGACCAGGAGAAACAAACCCCGCCUCCUUUCUCUCAUGUGUUUUAGUUCUUAUCAGUGUGUUUACCUCUGCAGGAAGACACCUUGGAAAAGAAGGCCCUAAAGCAGCUUUACCUCAUUUCCUACCAGGGUUGUGUAUGUUUAUCAAAGGCAGCGAGGACAUUUUUAUACUGAAGCUGCCUCAUCUAAGAUUUGCUGUCAGUCCUUCUCCUGUUGUGUUUGUUUUUUGUGCUCCUUUUUUUUCUCUCACCCCCAAUCAGCUGCAGCAAACGGUUGCUCCUGCUUCUCCCAGAAGUUUCCUCCUGUUCAAAAGGAGCUCUUCCUCCUUUUGCUGCUCAUAGGGGAUCAUUGCACUUCUCUGUAAUAUUGUUGCUUCUUACAAUACAGCACCUUGACAUGAGUGUUGGAGUGAAACAUUACUAUUUAAAGAAAACUACAUUUGGGAAAUCUUCACUCUGGGAAGGCUAAGCUAAUAGCAUUCUGGACAUAUCAGUUUAUUAGGCCACUUAAUUUAUUGAUCCAAUCACAGACUUGCACAAAUAUCUUCUUUGAUCACAUGACCUCUGUGGGCGCCAUAAUAAAAUAUAACCUGUGUUUUCCAGCUGGAGCAUACUCAUAGCCAGUUUGUACAUUCCUCCCUCUGCAGGGGUAAACAUUUCAGCAUUCUGGGAAAACACUAAAGGUAUUCCAAGGAAAAACGGGAUAAUAGGUGGUAUGGGGGGUAAAAGAAUGAGUCAUAAAAUUAGCAGCAGUGUCCAGGCUGUGAAUUCCACAGUGGGAAGUGUUUUAGCACCAAAUAUAAAGACUAAUAUUGAUUGUUGGAAAGUAAAAGGCGCAGCCUGCUGGCUGAGCUGCUGAGAGCACAAACUGGGGCUGAACGCACCGUGCUGACGAACACUGUUGCUGAAUAUGUUUGUAUUGGAGGUCUGGGUCACUGCGCUUGUGCAGAGACACACUACCUGUCCACUGAUAAGCAGCCGUGGCUUUUGUCAGUGUGACAUUUAUAGUUGAUUAUACAACAAGUUAAUAUUUAACCCUGGGAUUAGUCGGCUGUAGAGAAACAGCAUCAGCACAACAUUUUCUACGAUCUGGACGCUGAUUGAAUCUGCUAGUGUGCAGAUUUUCCUGCAGGCUUGUAUUCAGGUUAGAGCCUUGAUAGGGGCCUCUGGAACUGAGCUGCAAUUUGCUCCUGCGUCACAUCCUGACGUGUUCCUCCAGGGGCAACUUUUUGUACCGAGACAACUUUCUUAGGGACAGUUUGUCACCUCUGCAAAAAUCUCCUGCAGCGCUGUAAAUAGACUAAUAUAAAGCUGGUUAUGACAUGCCAAAUGUGACUUUUUCUGUGCCGCUCCACAAUAUUUGGAGCAGCCUUGUUAUUUAUUGAGUUUCCUCUUACGCAAGUGAUCGUCGAUGAUGCAUUAUUCAUAUCUGUAGAAAGCGCCAUGUUAGAAAAGAAUUUCAUUUGUGAAUGUUAUCAAUCCAAGGCUUUCCUACUUAAGUAGUACAUGGAUGAAGUGCUCGGGAAUGCUUUUCGAUGAUUUUUCUAUGAUUUUCAUGAAGACUACAACACUGAAAUAUUCUUGUAUUUGAGCACAAAGCUGAGGAGGUGAACAUUGUCUGUGGAAAGAGCUUGUGGUGAUCAGAUCACUCAUGAAAAUCAGACGUGAUUGUCUGCCAGUUUAAAAAGGGAAUGUUUAA
Molecule: messenger RNA, 6950 nt
Organism: Neolamprologus brichardi
Lineage: Eukaryota; Metazoa; Chordata; Actinopteri; Cichliformes; Cichlidae
Biological process (GO): negative regulation of DNA-templated transcription
Source: RefSeq, a predicted model, not a curated record